This is a messenger RNA of Sorghum bicolor (sorghum), 700 nucleotides long. RefSeq lists its product as uncharacterized. NCBI's taxonomy places the organism in Eukaryota, Viridiplantae, Streptophyta, Magnoliopsida, Poales, Poaceae. The record is from RefSeq and is a predicted model, not a curated record. Gene Ontology annotation, cellular component: Golgi apparatus.
UAGACUCACUGGCCACACCGCACGCCGGCAGGGCCGCACCGCACCGCACCGCACGCGAGUUGGUCCGCCUCACUCGCCCCCUUCCUCUGCACCGGGUUUCCACCUCGGCACCUCCUCAGAUCCAAAACCAGUGAGCGACAGAGAUCAAGGAUGGAGCUGGAGGUGGGGGCGCCUUCGCCGGCGAGGUACCUGGUGGGGGCAGCGAUCAUGAUGGCCGGCGUGGUGCUCCCGCUGGCGUACAUGAUCUUCCGCAGCAAGCUCGCCGUCCUCCGCCUCCGCCGCGGGGCCCUCCUCCUUCUCCAAGCAGACGUAGGAACAAGGGGCUCAUCUGAGCGAGUGGGUGGGUGGGUGGAUCGAUCGCCCCCUGAUGCUUGUCAUUCUGUCUGUUUUGGCGUGGCGAGAUCAUGCAACUGCUCCUCGAGACUGGGCACCAUCACAUCAAGUUACUAGCUGAUUAGUAGUUAGUUCCUCUUGUACCUUGUGUAGAUCAGAUCGAUUGCUUGUUUGACUGAAUUGAUACAGUUAUAAAUGAUGGUUUUACUUUUGAGUGCACUACUUACAAGGAGCAUUCAAACAAACUCCAGUUUAGCUAAACAAGCCACCUGCCCUCUUCUGCUGGUUUAGCUGGCUUAUUACGACAAUUGUGUAUAAUUCUUCUCUAUGCUAGUACUCCCUCAAUUCCAAAAUAUAAUUCGUUUUA